AUGAAUAACCGUGUUGAUCUGGUGGACAAAAUCACUCCGUGGAGAGAAUCAUGGAAAGUGCAUGUUAAAGUUGUGAAGUUGUGGUACCACAAGAAUCCUGCUUUGGAUCUUUCUCAAAAUCUGUUGCAUAUGGUCUUAAUGGAUGAGAAGUUAAACAAGAUCCAGGCCACCAUUAGAGAUCAGCUUAUAUCAAAAUUUGCCUUGUCUCUAAAUGAAGGGGAUGUGUACUUGAUGACCCAUUUUACAGUUGUACCGAACACCGGUUUGAACAGAGUGAUAAAACAUCGGUUCAGACUUUUGUUCCAAUACAACACCUCUGUUGUUUCUGUGGUAUCUCCAAGGAUACCUCAUUUGGGUCUAUGUUUAGCAUCAAUGGAUGAAAUUGAUCAAAUGACAAAGGACCAUAAUUUCCUCAUUGAUUUUGUUGGGAUUAUUACUGGUGUUCGAAAAGAAAGAGAUGUGGCAUCAGAUGGAAAACUGGUCAAAGCAGUGGUGCUAGAAGUCUUUGCUGAUGGGUUAUUCAAUAAUCCUGACAUUCCUGAGUCUGUUGAGUUCCUAAGCAGAUUUAGUGUAGCCAGUUAUGGAUUCUCAAGACUUGUGACCAAUGACCUUGGAUACUUAGUUUCUAAAGUUGAUGGUGAUUAUUUCAAUCCCAAAGAGAUCAGUAAUAUUCAAGAUCUUCAUUCAGAUAAUGGGGAUUCUCAUUACUUGGUUAUUGGGACAAUUAAGGAAGUUAUGAAUAAACCAGAUUGGUGGUACUACACGUGUGUGUGGUCAUGCCGUUGUUGA
Arachis duranensis is the source of this 789-nucleotide messenger RNA. RefSeq lists its product as uncharacterized. The record is from RefSeq and is a predicted model, not a curated record. Bases 1 to 789 code for a protein of 262 amino acids. NCBI's taxonomy places the organism in Eukaryota, Viridiplantae, Streptophyta, Magnoliopsida, Fabales, Fabaceae. The transcript has 6 exons.